UCAACAUUGUGGGGAAAAAAGGAAAAAUUAAUAGAAUAAAGAUUGCAUAAACAUGCAGAGGCGAUAGAUUCAACCAAGCUCUAUUAAAUUGGGACUGUCUCUCGUACAUGUGAAUCUCUAAUUGAAAUCGCUAAUUAUAUUCUGUAAUGCUGAUCAUUCUGAUCUUGAAUAUUUGCCGCAAUUCCUAUUGACAGCAUCGUCAUGAGCACCGGCGGUUCGAUGAUUCCGAGCAAUGUAGGGAAGACGAUCCAUGAUAUAAAGGAGAUCGCUGGUGGCAAGCACAGCGACGAUGACAUUUACGCCAUGCUCAAAGAAUGCAACAUGGAUCCCAAUGACACCGCUCAGAAGCUUUUGUAUCUCGAUACUUUCCAUGAGGUCAAAAGGAAACGAGACAGAAAGAAAGCAAAAGCCAGCAACCAAACUUCUGAGGGUUACAGGUGGAUGUCAGGCAUGCAGCGGAGAGGGGCCAGGAAUGGUCGUGAGAGAAUUUCUGCAAAUUACAUCACUGAUGAUGCCAGUGGCAGACGACACAUUAAGAAAGAAAAUGGAGUCAAUAGUUUGAAGGAUAGAAGUUCUACGACCUCCAUGCCGGUUGCACAUAAAACUAAUCCACAUCCUAGCAAGGUAUCUGCCAUUGAGGUAUCUGCAGAUGAUCCUAGUUACAGUAGAGUUGCUUCAUUUGUUAAUGUAAACAAGUUGGCAAUUUCAACUCUACCUCCUAAUUUAAUAAACCAUCAUCCAAACUUGGAUCCUGGCCCCACUCCUGCCCCCACCCCCACCUUUGCACCUGGAACCAGAUUUCAAAGUAAAACUGUCAUAUCAAGACCUAAUGAGCUUGUGACGAGCACAACUUUAGCAUUGGUAUCUGGUGUCUACUCCUCUGCCUCAGAUCCUGUCCUAGUUCCAGCCUUGAAUACCCGAAACUCAGGAAUAGGCACAAUAAAACGUGAGAUAGGCAGCGAGCACACUGCUACCGAGUCCACUGUGUCUCCUGUAAAUGAAGGAAGAUUAGAUGCUUGUCAAAGUCCUCCCCGGAAUACUCAUUCAGUCAUUGGAACUGUCAACUGCAUAAACACAGCAGCACCUUCUAUAGAACCAGUUGUUGCAACUAACCGUGAAAGUCAGCACUCCAAUCGAGUUAAAGGUCAUUCAGAAGUAUUGCCAUCUCAGGCUGCAGCUGUUGCAAAGGGAGCCCAUUUACCUUCACUUUCUAAACUAAAUUCUGCCAUGGAAAAAGCAGUUCCACAGCUUGACAUGAAACUGGAGAAGUUAAAUAUCUCUUCCCGUUGUCAGCCUGUUAUUUUUCCGAAUCAUCUCCAAGUACCUGAAUCUUUUAGGAGUGGAUUGACUUUCGGUAGUUUGGAUCCACACUUUGAUCCAAGCAUAAGCUGCGGCAAAGACUCGAUGCCUGUGGAGACUGUUCCAGCUAAUGAUAGAACUUCCAUGGAAACCGGGAGAACUAAUUGCAGCUACCAGGAUGCAUCUUCAGCAGCUCAGGGAGGUGAUUAUCCUGAUAAUCCGCUUUCACACCAGCAUGGAUCUGAAAAUAUACCACCUUUUGAGGUAUCUGGUGCCUCUCCUGUGUAUGAUCAGUCAAAGCCGGAGGUAUAUGCAGGCUCACAAUUGCCACUGCAGACACCUCUUGAUUAUAGCUUGGGUUUUGUACCACCCGCGCUAGGGCCCCAACUUGUACGUAUUGAGGGACCAGAACAGCAGGGUGGGAAUUCUCAAGCUCCUUCAAUGUCGUGCUCUAAUUCAUCUUUGGCUCAACCCGUAGGCCUUGGGCAGAGUUCUGUCACCGUGCCUCCGCACUUGUUUCCAUUAGUCCGGCAACCAUUUCCUCCUAAUUAUAUUCCGUAUAACCCUUACAUUCCCCAUCUUUAUAUGCCACAGGGUGCUCACCAGUUUUUGGGCCCGAGUGGCUUCCCUCAGCAACCUUCUGCUGCCAACUUUUAUAUGUCACCAUCAGUUACUGCUGCUGGUGUCAAACUACCUCUUCCGUCUCUGUACAAACCAGCAGCUAUUGCUGGAAACUUGAACCACUUCGGCGUUCCUACUGGAUACAGCUCAUAUGGGUCCUCAACUGUCUCAUACACUGCAACUCCAGCUCCGGUUUGUUCAGCUAGUAAUGAAGAUCUCACUGCAACUGAGCUGAAAGAAAAGAAUGUCUACUCCAUGCAAAAGCAGAAUGAAGAUUCCCAUUUCAGAACCUCGGCACCUGGACGUGAUCUAUCAAUGCUGCAGGCUAAUUACUUUUACAACUUCCCUCAGGACCAGCAAGUUGGUUUUGCACCAGCACAUUCUGCUAAUAGUUCUUUUCCUGGAAUUAAUCCAUCUCAGACAAUAGCUGUACCAUCAAAUGUUCAGCCCCUGGUCCAACAACCUCAAACUGUUACCGGAUCAGUUGAAUCUGACCUUCCUACAUCUGGUGCUUGUCAACAACCUCAAGCAAAUAUUCAUUGGAACAACAAAUUGUUGAACAGAGAAAACAUCUAAGAAUAAAGACCAUUAUUAUGCUUGCUGUUUGCAUCACUCAAGUAUGCAAUAUAAACUAAACAUCACUGAUAGAUCAAAGCCGUCCUCUUCCAAGUGUAUAUAUGAUGUGGCUAGAAACUAGGCACUCUCGGUGAGAUCACAUUGGAAUGUAGAAUUUUCAACCUUUGGAUCUAAAAUAGGGUUUCUUGCUUUUGAUAGUUGACAGUUAGCUUUCCUCAAUUCCCUAAUUUUCUUGAGACUGGAGGAGGUUUUUUGAAGUAUGAGUGGAGCAGGUGAAAUAUCUCAAUUGUUUCCAUUGCCCUUCUAGCUUGUAUAUCAAAUUUUUUUGACUAGACUGAAUAGUAAUGUGUGUUUAAUGAAUAAGAUCCUUUUAUACAAUUAACAAAGACA
Messenger RNA from Nicotiana attenuata, 2886 nucleotides. Its product is annotated as GBF-interacting protein 1-like. The transcript has 8 exons. NCBI's taxonomy places the organism in Eukaryota, Viridiplantae, Streptophyta, Magnoliopsida, Solanales, Solanaceae. The record is from RefSeq and is a predicted model, not a curated record. The coding region runs from base 202 to 2496 and encodes 764 amino acids.